AUGGAGCUACUCAUCAAGAAUGUUAUAUUAAUUGUUUUACUACCGUUGCUUGAAGCCCAGUAUAAUGCCCAAAGUUCAGCAUUUAUACCAAAAAUUAUUAAACCUAAAAAACAGGAACACGAAAACAAGGAAAUAUUGGCAGCUACCGAGGAACCAAUCACGACAACCGUUUUUCCGCCCUUAAGAUGCCUUAGUUGUGCAUAUUGUUCCCCAAAGGAGGGAAAAACUAGAAAUAGUGAGGGAAAAAAGAUGUGUCCCAUUAAAUUGGGCGAACUCAACGGUUGCAUAUCCAUUUUUUUUAAUUUCACAAACACCGCUGGAGGUCCACACGGCUUUAUGGUGAGAAGUUGUCUUUCCGAUCUAGACGAGGGCAGUCGAGAAUAUUGUAAGAAGAAUGAAAAAUACUGCGACAAGUGUUUCGAUGAUGAUUGCAAUUAUGUGGACAUAACCAAGGACGGAUUGGUGACUGGCGGAGGAACUCAAAUAAUGGCAUCAAUUAUUUUGAUCUUAAAUUUGAUCGGUUGGCUUUUAGUAAGGGUGUAA
Drosophila takahashii is the source of this 543-nucleotide messenger RNA. RefSeq lists its product as uncharacterized. Lineage: Eukaryota; Metazoa; Arthropoda; Insecta; Diptera; Drosophilidae. The record is from RefSeq and is a predicted model, not a curated record.